AGGUCUCAUCUGUCUGAAGUCCAUCACUAUAGAAGCAGCAUCACUUCUUCCAGACGGAGCCGGAAGCAUCGAUUAAAGCUUCAGCAGCGCGUUAAAAUGAGCGGAGGGUUGACUGAUGAAGUUUCACAAGUCUCUCAGCGGGAAGUGAAAACGAUCAUUUGCAUGUUUAUUUUAGCGCUUUCAACACCUCAUCGUUAAAAGCGCUGUCGGAUAUUAUAAGUUCAUCAGUCACAUCUGCAUUUAGUCCGAACAUCAAGAACAAGAAGCCAUCAGCCAGCAUCUCCAGCCACAUAAUGUUCCAGUGAUCUGCGUUGUUGGCAUCAUCUCGGCCCCUUGAGAAGUUCAUGGGAAAAAAACAGUGAGGGGAAGGACCUAAACAGAGAGGACCGCAGAGCAUCUCUUUUCACCAGGAGAGCAUGGAGGCGACUGUGCCCUGCGUGAGGACGACGGUGGAAUGACAGAUUAUUGUGCGGUUGAAUAAAGCUCUUCAUCAGCUGUUUGAGCGGAGCAGGUGUGGAGGAGCCGCUGCAGCUGCUUGCAGACGCUGGUGGAUGUUUGUGGAGGUGAGGAGGCUGAGCUCAGCGGCUGCCAGGCUGCAGCUAUGGUCGUUGAGGCGAGGUUUCCUCCCUCCUCAUCAGUGACCUCGCCGUUUGUCUCACCAUGCCGGACGACCCCGCCGCCUCCGUCCUCUACAUCAUCCUGGAGCUGCUGAUUGCUGUGUUCUCCGUGCUGGGCAAUGUGCUGGUCUGCUGGGCCGUGUGCCUCAACAGCAACCUGCAGAGCAUCACCAACUUCUUCGUGGUGUCGCUGGCGGUGGCAGACAUCGCCGUGGGCGUCCUGGCCAUUCCCUUCGCCAUCGUCAUCAGCACCGGCUUCUGCUCCAACUUCUAUGGCUGCCUGUUCAUCGCCUGCUUCGUCCUGGUUCUCACACAGAGCUCCAUCUUCAGCCUGCUGGCCAUCGCUAUAGACCGAUACAUCGCAAUCAAGAUACCACUCAGGUACAACAGUCUGGUGACAGGCCAGCGAGCUCGAGGCAUCAUCGCCAUCUGCUGGGUUUUAUCCAUCAUCAUCGGUCUGACCCCAAUGAUGGGCUGGCACAAGCUGCCCGGGAGCAGCAACAGCACCUGCAGCCCCGGCCUGAUGAAGUGCCUGUUUGAGGAGGUGGUGGUCAUGGAGUACAUGGUCUACUUCAACUUUUUCGCCUGUGUGCUGAUCCCUCUGCUGCUGAUGCUGGCCAUCUACCUGUGCAUCUUCAUGGCAGCCCGUCACCAGCUCAAGCUGAUCGAGGUGAAAGCGGUUCAUGGGGAGAAGUCGCGCUCCACGCUGCAGAAGGAGGUCCAGGCUGCCAAGUCUCUGGCCAUCAUUGUGGGGCUGUUUGCGGUUUGCUGGCUGCCGUUACACAUCAUCAACUGCUUCACCCUCUUCUGUCCUCAGUGUCCUCGUCCGCCGCUCUGGAUCAUGUAUGUGGCCAUUAUCCUGUCUCACGCCAACUCUGUGAUCAACCCUUUCAUCUACGCCUACCGGAUCCGGGAGUUCAGACAAACCUUCCGUAAGAUUAUCCGGCGCCACAUCCUGGGCCGGCAGGAGCUGCUGGAGAGUGGCAGCAGUAUGCGCAACUCCACCCACAACAGCAUCACAGACUCCAUCAGACUCAAGGCGAACGGCCUCAGCUUUCAGCUUUUCACUGAGCACAGCAGCAGCAGCAGCUGUGAGAGCUCCUACCACUGCCCUACUCAAGUCUCUCCUGUAGGGGGAGGCCUGGUGGCGGUAUCCCACCCCCCUCUGUCAGUCAUCAUCUCCCACUGUCCUAAGAUGGAGAUGUGUCCAUUGCAAGCCCUCAGACAAACUCAAAUCCCAGUGGCUCCUCAUCAGCAGUCUGAGGAUGACUGCAGCGGACCAGCAGUCAUGGAGGAUAAGGACAGACAGAACCUCGGCUCUGCCCAGGUCGCAUCGCUGUUCAACAAGCAGGACAGGAGGAGCUACUUCAGCGAGGUGGCAAAGGUGUCCUGACGCAGGGACGUCGAUGUCAAAGGACUGGGAUAAAUCCCGAUCCACAGUGGAAUUGGGAACACUGUAAAUUGAUCAUGGACAACGAAUGUCACUGAGAUAACUUAAAUCUCCUCACCACAAAAAAACUGCCUCCACAAUUUAAACAUAGUGACUUUUUAAUUUAAACCAUUCUAUUUUUAAGGUGCAGGCACUUCACACAUCAGAAGCAGCUACAACAUCACGAAAUGCUUUCUCUUUCUCUUUGUGAAUAGUUAGAGCUCAUUGAUGCACUUUGACCAGUGAAUUUGUGAGACCGACCAAAGCUCAGCCAACAUAUAGGAGAGGGACAGUAUGGAAAAAGCAUUGAUCGUCCCUCUUUGUUCAACUGCAGGUUGACAGAUGCUCCCUUGUGUGUGAAUCAGUUUGCUGUUACUGAUCUCAACAGUCCUUUAGUUAAAGACAAAUCUUGUUAUUAAAUUAUUGAUACUGUAUUUUUUUUUUUAAUUUCCAGGGAUGUUGAUGUAAACACUGUCUGAUGGAUUUCACCACAAACCACCACUGAAACAUGAGCAGAGGAUUAUUUCUUAAACAGUAAUGCAACAUCACUUACAACAUGUUUUAGCUUCCUCCCGUCCUGUCGCCCUGCAGGAUGCACAGACACCAACCUGCCAAGCAAAGUUCAUGCUUAGAGAUUUCUGUCGUUCACAUUAUAAUUUCAGCUUUUUCUGCAGCAGUUUAUGUGCAUCACCAACAGAAAUGAAUGGGUUAUGGUUUUAUUUUGAGCCCUGUGCUGUUUCUAAUUGGACUAGAAAAAUUAAGGACAGUACCUUCACCAAUGAUGGAUAAAGCUUCACAUAAACCUCAGAGUUGGUGAUGUAAUGCUAAAAUGUAAGCUUUGUAUUUUUGUGAUAAUGUGACUUGAUUGUUUGCUUAUUUAAGUCAAAUUUAUGAUGACCUCUGACACAGUUUGAUGGUAAAUAAUUUGUAAAUGAUUACAUUUUAGACUUCAGUCAAACUCAUGGAAGAAUUUUCUGUUUCUUAUUAUUUCUGAUGAUUUCAUCCUCAGUCCAGUGCAGCUAUUACCUUCUGUGUUUUCACGAGGACACUGGCACAAAGUCCUGUCUUGAA
Messenger RNA from Seriola dumerili (greater amberjack), 3117 nucleotides. It is a transcript of the gene adora2aa, whose product is annotated as adenosine receptor A2a-like. The transcript is spliced from 3 exons. Gene Ontology annotation, biological process: G protein-coupled adenosine receptor signaling pathway; adenylate cyclase-activating G protein-coupled receptor signaling pathway. Gene Ontology annotation, molecular function: G protein-coupled adenosine receptor activity. Gene Ontology annotation, cellular component: membrane. Bases 661 to 2010 code for a protein of 449 amino acids. NCBI's taxonomy places the organism in Eukaryota, Metazoa, Chordata, Actinopteri, Carangiformes, Carangidae. The record is from RefSeq and is a predicted model, not a curated record.